Helicoverpa armigera (cotton bollworm) is the source of this 1979-nucleotide messenger RNA. RefSeq names its product DEAD box protein 52 homolog (gene ais). The record is from RefSeq and is a predicted model, not a curated record. The transcript is spliced from 12 exons. Lineage: Eukaryota; Metazoa; Arthropoda; Insecta; Lepidoptera; Noctuidae. Gene Ontology annotation, biological process: maturation of SSU-rRNA. The coding region runs from base 104 to 1948 and encodes 614 amino acids. Gene Ontology annotation, molecular function: nucleic acid binding; RNA helicase activity; ATP binding.
GACAGUGUCAAAUAGUUAACAGAUAAAAGUUUGUUGCGGUUUGCAGUCCACACGUGUAUUUUUGUAUCAUUUUAAAAUAAAAUACCAUUUAAAUGCCGAAAUAAUGGAUGCAUACGAUAUCUUUAAGAAGUUAACAAAAGGUUUAACUUUCAAGUAUAAAGUUUUAGGCGUGAAAAAUAAUGGUCAAACAACAAAACCGACUAUCAAGAAAGAAGAAGAAAUAGAAAUAAAGCAGGAACAAGUGAGUGACAUUGAAGAUGACAUACAGAAUGAAUCUGAUCACUCCGCAUCAGACUCUGAUGACCAGGAGUCAGGUGAUGAGAAGGAGGAUGGAGAUCUACAGCUGGUGGAAGGAGUAAAAGUGGGUCAGAAGAAGAAAAAGAAAGAGAAGAAAGAAAAGCCUGAGGAUUUGCAGAAGAAACUUGAAUUGGAAGAGCAAAAUCGUUUCCGCAAUGAGCACGGCAUCAAGACAGUGGGGCGUCACGUGCCCGCUGCACUGCAAGACUUCUCGGAGCUGAUGACAAGGUACAACAUACCAGCAGCCUUAGUGGACACGGUGAAGGAGUGUGGGUACAGUGAGCCUACUCCUGUGCAGCGGCAGGCUAUACCUUGUAUGUUGGAAGACCGCCAAAUCCUAGCCUGCGCGCCAACCGGCUCAGGUAAAACGGCGGCCUUCCUACUGCCCAUACUACACGCGCUCGGAGCUCCGCAAGGCGGCCCCAGAGCCCUAGUGCUCUGCCCCACCAGGGAGUUAGCACAACAGAUAUAUAGAGAGGCUCUCCGACUUAGCGCUUCAAGCCAAUUGAGAUGUAGUGUUGUUAGGAGUAUUAAGGAAUCGAAAGUUAAGGAAAGAGAGGCUACUAUUAGAAAGAGUGAUAUAAUUGUUAGUACACCAAAUCGUCUGUGCUACUUGCUGAAUCAAGACAAUGUUAAUAUUUCUCUGGACAAAAUCCGCUGGCUAAUAAUAGACGAGGCAGACAAACUGUUCGAAGGGUCAUCAGACGAAAUGUCAGACUUCAGACAGCAGAUGGAGCAGAUUCUAACUGCCUGCGGAAGCAAACAGCGUCGCAUCGCAAUGUUCAGCGCCACGCAUACGCCUGCGGUGGCCAAGUGGUGUCGACAUCAUAUGCGGGGACUUAUCAAUGUUACUGUUGGACAGAGGAAUGCUGCAACAAAUCUAGUGGACCAAGAGUUAUUGUUCUGCGGCAACGAGAAUGGCAAACUCGUCGCGUUCAGACAACUUGUUCAACAAGGACUGAAACCACCUGUGCUAGUAUUCGUACAAAGCAAAGAUCGUGCGAAGCAGCUGUUUAAAGAGCUCAUAUAUGAUGGUAUCAAUGUGGAUGUCAUACACGCUGAUAGGACUCAGUUACAGCGUGACAACGUGGUCCGCAGCUUCCGCGUGGGUCGCAUCUGGGUGCUGAUCUGCACGGAGCUCAUGGGCAGAGGCAUCGACUUCCGAGGAGUCAACCUCGUCAUCAACUACGACUUCCCGCCAUCAGCCAUCGCUUAUAUACAUAGGAUUGGCCGUGCGGGCCGAGCUGGACAAAAAGGUCGCGCCAUAACUUUCUUCACACAAGACGAUGUUGGAAACCUUAGAAGCAUAGCAUCAGUAAUGAAGCAGUCAGGCUGCCAGGUCCCAGAGUACAUGCUGCAGCUGAGGCAGAACCCCAACAAACGUAAGAAGCUCAUGAAGAAGGCGCCUAACAGGGAUAAGAUAUCCACUAUAUUGGAGAAGAGGCCUGACAAAAGGAGACUAGAAGCAGCAAACGAAGCUUUAAAAGAAGACAAAAAAGGCACAGACUCAAUAAAGAAUGCAAAAAAUAAUAAACAUAGAAAAACACAGAAUGUAGAACAAAAUAACAACAAAAAUACACCAGAAAAAGGCAAGAAUAACAAGAAAAGAAAAAAGAAAAAUUUUGCCAAUAAGAAUAAGGGUGUUAAAUAAAUGCUUAUGUUAAUAAAUAUGUUUAAAACUA